AUGCAGCACGAAACGAGAAAAAUAUCCAUAGUCUCCUUUCCGUUCUUCAGUCAUUCUAUUAAAAUCGAAUGUAUUUCCAGAAAACUGCUAUUGAUCUCUGCUGCCAUUGCUGUUUACAUUCUGUGUAUUAAACAAUCGAUAGAAAUUGAAAAAGUAGCUAAUUAUCUUAAUGAUGGCCAAGUACGUGUCUACGUUUUGAAUGACACUAUCAAUGAUACAACAACACAUCGUUCGACAAACGUCUCAUUAUCGCUAUUAAUACGACAAAAUUCUUCACUGUGGAAUGUUUUACUAAAUGACACGAGGAAUAAAAGUUUGGCACUAUUUUAUCGACAUGCCACCGACCAUAGAAAUACUUCAUAUCCGUUCAUAAGUGGCGAUACAUUUCGAGCAUUUGCCGAUCAUAUUUUCGAUGAAACAACAACUGUCGCCACAUGGGCAAAUACUAUUGAAAAUAUGACUGAUGGAACCAUUGUAUUUCUAAAAGCCGAUAUGUUCCAACAGUUUUUUUCACUUUUCAACACGAUUAAUUGUUCAUUUGUACUUAUUACACAUAACAGUGAUUAUUCAGCACCAACUAACUAUAAAUCAUACCUUAACGACUCGAGACUACUGGCAUGGUUUGCUCAAAAUCCGGAUACUCAACAUUCAAAAUUAUAUCCAAUACCCAUUGGAUUAGCAAAUACAAGAUGGCCACAAGGAAAUUUGAACACAUUGACAUUUGCAUUUUAUAAUCAGAGGCGUUCAUUCGCUAAUCGUCAGAUUCUGUUAUACGUGAAUUUUAAGAUAGAUACAAAUGCUGGCGAACGUACAAAUGUGUUAAAUCACGCGAAAACUAUUCAAAAAGCUCAUAUCGUUCAACAAAAAAUUUCAUUUUCAACCUAUUUAGAUGAUGUAGGAAAUUCCAAAUUUGUUUUGAGUCCACAAGGUAAUGGGCUUGAUUGUCAUCGUACAUGGGAAGCGUUGUUAAUGGGCGCAAUUCCCAUCGUUCACACAUCGGAGUUAGAUUUUCUCUUUAGAGACCUACCAGUCGUGAUAGUCAAGUCUUGGUCUGAAAUUUCAGAAAAUUACCUUUUGUCGCUGAAUUUUACUCAGUUUGAUAAUUCGAUAACUCGUAUUUUGCUAGCAAAAUAUUGGUAUUCGAGGCUGAUAUCCUUCACAAAUCGUUCAUCAGCAUUAGAUCUUUUUAAGACUUGA
This is a messenger RNA of Didymodactylos carnosus, 1197 nucleotides long. NCBI's taxonomy places the organism in Eukaryota, Metazoa, Rotifera, Eurotatoria, Philodinida, Philodinidae. The record is from the annotation of a GenBank genome assembly.